Molecule: messenger RNA, 642 nt
Organism: Colletotrichum truncatum
Lineage: Eukaryota; Fungi; Ascomycota; Sordariomycetes; Glomerellales; Glomerellaceae
Source: RefSeq, a predicted model, not a curated record
AUGAGGGCCCUUCACCAGGUCAUCAUACUAGCCUCCCUCGCCCAAGUCGCGUUUGGAAAAUGUUACACGCCCAAUGGGGUGGACCGUAACUCGGAGUUUCUGAAUAGCGACAAGAAUAGCUAUGCACCUUGCUCGGGCCCGUCCCACAGCAUGUGCUUUAGGCUUACAAAUGACACUGAUCUGGAUGUUUGUCGAGGUUACGGUCUUUGUUGGAACACGGCCGAGAGAAAGCUUUGGCGAGAGAGUUGUACCGAUCCCACGUGGCAGCAUCCAAACUGCCUCAAGCUGUGUAUUGACCCAAUACCAGGGUCCGUCGACACUCUGGGACGCCAGUUUCUGAUGAGCGAGAACGAUGUGGAAAUCACCCAGUGCGCUGACAUGAGCUAUUGCUGCGGCGCAGACGCUGAAGCGGCGGCAUGUUGCAGAGAAGGCAGAGGAGCGCGAAUUGUAGGAGGUCAGGUGGUGAACGAUUCGGCGGCGUCGGCAUCUGCGUCUCUAUCACGUAGCACCUCCCUAUUACCUGAUCCGACAGUAGUUGCGCCUACAGCUACAAACGAGGCAAAUGCCAGUCCCAAAAUUAUUGGAGGUAUCGCUGGUGGUGCUCUUGGUGGUGUGAUUAUUGCUCUGGGACUGGUUGGAUGA